This is a messenger RNA of Lymnaea stagnalis (great pond snail), 17581 nucleotides long. The record is from the annotation of a GenBank genome assembly. Lineage: Eukaryota; Metazoa; Mollusca; Gastropoda; Lymnaeidae.
GAGCAAUGGCUAGUACUUUCAACGCAUAGCGACGCCCUCUCCAGAAAAAUGUACUUUUUAAAUCUUUUGUUCAUCUUUUCUCCGAUCAAGUGUGUAGGUAGGAGCAAAAUAUUAUGUUUUAAAUAAUUAAUCUGAUUCUGAUAGGGUACGUUGCUGCCUCCGUGUAGUGGCAUUUGUGCAACGGUUUAGGAAACGAUGCGGCUAUCCUAACAGCUCCCAGCGGAUGCCAGGACAGCCUUGAAACUCUCGAUUGAUGUCUAGUCCACGGCGGCAUUGUCCAGAUGGUUACAAGCAAUUAUUGUUCGUGGGAAGAAUGAUUGUUUAUAUUGAACUGUGUUACAACGAGGCACAGUGAAGCAUUUAUCAUUAUUCCGAAUGUAACUGCUCAUGGAGUUGUCAGAGGUGAAGUCAGUGUUUAUUGAGCGUUUGGCUCUGAUUAAGCGACCUGGCCUCUGUGGGGUGAGAUACGUGUUAGAUGGGAUAGCCGGCACUAGCCCCAUGACCUAUUUAUAUAGGAAUGUUAGACUGAGCUUUUAUCGUCUGUCUUUGAGGGAGGGGAGGUCUUUAAGAGGUCAGUUAGGAAGCCAGGAGAGGUGGAGUUGUCGUCACUUGCGAUGAAGAACACCGCGUUUCGUUGUAUUCGCUCGAUCUUGUCCACGUCUUGCUUUAAGGUAUGUGUCCCAGAUUAUCGCACCAUAUUCUAGUAAAAAUCUGCAAUCCAACAAAAAAAUAUAGUUUUAAUAUCUGAGCUGAUUCAUUUUAGACACUUUCUAUCAGAAAGUACUGCUCUGUUGGUCAAGUACUGCUCCGUUUGUCAAGUACUGCACCGUUGGUCAAGUACUGCUCCGUUGUUCAAGUACUGCUCCGUGGAUCAAGCACUAACCCGUUGGUCAGGUACUGCUCCGUUGGUCAGGUACUGCUUCGUUGGUCAAGAACUGCUCCGUUAUUCAAUUACUGCUCCUUUGGUCAAGUACUGCUCCGUUGGUCAAGUACUGCUCCGUUGGUCAAGUACUGCUCCGUUGGUCAAGUACUGCUCCGUUGGUCAAGUCCUGUUCCUUUUGUACAGGAUGAGACGGCACUGUUACCCAAUUUAUUUUGACUAUAUUGUACAGCACUAGUUUUUUAUACUGGAGAUAUAAAGCUGAGAAAUGUCGCAGAAAACAUACUUCUAGAAAUAGGCAGGUUUUUUUUUCUUCAGUUACCUCCAUUUCCACCUCCAUGGGAACAGAGUUUUUGGUGGCUGUGCCCAUGUUGAUGGACGACGAAAAUACACACAAUUCUGGAAUUACCUUUGUUAUGACGACUUCCGCACGCAAGCCUGUUACGGUAAUUUAAAGUAACGUUUAAUAAAUGUUACUAUAUAUUUUAUUUGAUUUAAACGAUGCAUUUACAUUUGUUGAACACAAAUGGGUCAAUUUGAAGUGUAAUUUUUAUGUGUUUGUAUCGAGUCAAAUAGUCAGAUAACAUUAAUUCCAUGCUGUUAUUUUUGUAUAAGCGAUGUUACAUCAAUUUAAAGACGGAAUGAAAUUUUAAAGUUAUAGAUUUUUUGGGACAUUUCCGUAGGUUAUGAUUACAUGUCCUGGAUUUAAAGGUGAACCGAAGCUUAACGAGGCCGUGUCCUUACUGAGACUGAUGCCAGUGGAGUAUCAAAUACCUUCAAAGUACAGGUAAGCAUUUAGAAGACAACUUAUUGAAAAUAUGAAAACAAACAAGGAUUUCUUAUUUAAAUUAAGUUUAAAUGUGUUAAGGUAACGGAAAACAAUUUUUCCAGAUCUUCCCCAUAUGUUGUUGUUGGAGAUAAACUACCGUUUCUUAAAGCACGCAACAGGUAUGCGCAAGAAAUCAGGCAUGCAAAGUCUGAUCAUAUUCAAACUCUCCUAACGGCAGCAGGUACUGAUUCUCGCAAGACGUUCUCUGUAGUGAAUGGCCUUCUUGGGAAGAAAUCAGCACCCCUUGUUUUGCCUAACAUGAGAAGCCAACUAGCUGCAGUUAAACUGAGUUAUUUUUUCACUGGAAAAAUUGAAACAAUCAGAAGGAACUUUGGGGAACGUUGCGAUUUGUCUACGCUGGAGACAGUCUUUGAAGGCAACUUUCUGAUGGAAUUUUCCCCAAGUUUCCCAUGAACAAAUAAGAAUUAUAAUCAUGGCAUCUAAACCUACAUCUUCUAUUGUUGACCCCAUCCCACCCAAGAUUGUUUUGGACUGUCUGGAAGUCUUGCUUCCUGUACUGGUAAACAUCGUGUAUAUUAGCCUUCAGUCUGCAACAGUCCCACGUCUCUUCAAGACAGCAGUCGUUAAGCCUCUGCUUAAAAAAAAAGAUGUCUUGACCCAAAUGACUGCAAGAAUUUUCGCCCGGUCUCCAACCUGCCCUUUGUAUCUAAGAUUCUUGAGAGAGUCGUGUCACAGCAGCUUGUGCAGCAUCUAAACACUUAUGACUUACUUGACAAGUUUGAAUCUGCAUAUCGACCUGGGCACAGCUGUGAGAGAGCACUGCUCCGUGUUAUGAAUGAUGUUCUUUGUAGUGCUGACCGUUGCGAUCUGACAAUAUUGGUUCUGUUGGAUCUCAGUGCUGCCUUUGAUGUGAUCGACCAUGAGCUUCUCCUGUCAAGACUUCUGAAUGUGGCAGGCAUUACUGGAACUACACUACGCUGGUUUUCUUCUUAUCUGACUGACAGGACUCAGCGUAAUGAAGUGAAGCAGGCCUCUUCCAUGGACACUUCUGUUACCUGUGGGGUGCCACAGGGCUCAGUUUUAGGACCUAUUCUGUUCUCCAUGUAUACUAGCCAGCUCGGCAAAAUUAUUGAAAGUCAUGGUAUUUCCCGAAAAAUAUUUGGGGGAUGACACAGAACUGUACACGUGUUUUCGCCCUGAUCCCUUGGAGUGUGCUACUGCUGUUCAGGCUGUCGAGGACUGCUGUCUUUCUAUGAAAGAUUGAAUGUCACCAAACAGACUAAAAUUAAAUGAUGAUAAGACUGAGGAAAUUAUUUGUGGUUCAAACGCCAAUUUUCGGAAAGUUACAAUUGCAUCAAUAAAGGUCGGUGAAUAAGAGAUCCUGUUGUCCUCGACUGUCAGUGACCUUGGCUUUUAUAUUGACAGUAAAUUUAGUAUGUUUCCCCAUAUCAGUUCUGUUGUCAAGGCAUGCUUCUGUCAUCUGCGUGCCCUGGGUCAGCUGCGUCCUCAACUCAACAGGAGAACAGCCAAUGCUGUAGCAGUUAAUCUAAUCCAGUCAAGAUUAGUUUACUGUAAUAGUUGUUUGUGUGAUUUACCUCAGAAACAAAUUCAGAGACUCCAAAAGAUACAAAAUACUGCAGCUUGCAUUGUAUCACGGAUGAAAAAAUCUGACCUCAUCACCCCAGUUCUACGAGAUCUCUAUUGGGUUCUGGUGAGUGAGCGCAUUAACCACAAAAUUCUGUCCCUGGCGUACAGCUGCAUAGAUGGCUCAGCACCGGAAUAUUUAAAGGAAAGAUUUAUAAACCUGUACCCUUGAAGAGCCCGCGGUCUUCAUCACAGUACUUACUGAGUGUUCCUAGUGUGGAUGAACACGAACAAUUCUUACGGAGUGCGUUCUUUUGAAGCGAUAGCGCCAAAAUUAUGAAACAGUUUGCCGCAAUUUUUGAGGGGAAUUGUGAAUGAUAAAAAAUCAUUUAAAAACAAUUAAAAACUUUUUUUUCUUUAAAUAGAUUUCGGAGGACCAGAGCGCAAUGAGCAUGCACAAAUGGCAUGGAUACCAGCGUGAUAUAAAUAUCAGAUCAAUCAAUCAAUCAAUCAAUCAAUCAAUUAAUAAAUAAAUCAAUCGAUAAUAGAAGUAUUAGACUUGCCCGCGUUGUUGUAGUUGGUGUUGCUAAGGAAGGUCAUGUGGUUGUAGUUGGUUUUGCUUGGAAAGUACUUGUGGCUGUGGUUGGUAUUGCUACAAAAGAUCUUUGUUGCUGUAGUUCGUAUAACUAGGCAAGUCCUCGUUGCUGUAACUGGUAUUGCCAGUGUUGCUUUAGUUGGUAUGGCCUGGCUGGUCAGUUUUUCUUUCAAUAAUUUGAUCAAGACACCACAUGUUGGAUUUGAUAAAUUGUCACGCUAUAAGUCUCGGUUCGCAUCCCUGUCGUUACAAGUUCGGAUGAAAAGAUAUCGGAUAACAUUAGAUCAAAUGCGUGCAUACGAAUUCAUUGAAUAUAGUUUACAAUGUCCAAAUAUUAUGCACCAGUGACCAAUCAUUUGCAAUGCAUAAGGUUGAUUGGUAAUUGAUUUUACACUGAUAGUGUAAUUAUUUCAUUUUAAUGAAUACUUUUAAUGAAGACCAAUAUAAAUCAGAGCUGCUAGUCCUAGAGUAAUAAAGUGCUUCAAGUCUUGAGGAGCCAUUUAAUACACAAAUAGCGUGAAUCCGGAGAUUUAAGCGGCCGGUACGCAUGCGAAAUUUUAUAUAUAUUUCUUCGCACAUUAUUGCUUUUUAUUACGCGAAAGAAGAUUAUAAAAAUUAAUUUGAUCGAAAUAGGGUGAAAAAAAAAACCCCACCAAAAUAAUUCAAAUUGCAAGACCACUUAAGUCAUCACGAAAAACGAUUUUUAAAAAAUCCAUCUAAAAAAAUAAAAAUCGCAUAUCUUCCCAAAUCCUUAAAAAAUUCCAAGCUGUUUGGCACGAAACAUUGUAACGCCCUGAAAUAACGCAAUCCUAUUUGAUAGGCACCGUUUAUCAACUUAAAGCAAUGAUUUACUGUGGGCCGAAUGGUAUAGAGACAUGACAUAUGCCAUAAAACUGACGGCCAAACCGUUUUGUUCGGCCAGCGCUAGUUGGCUCCUGCAAAGUUGAUGUUCAGGUGUGAUUUGAUUACUCAAACAGAUCGGAAGUAGAAGUCGGACCCAAGUGGAGCUACAAGCUCAUGAGUGAUACCAUAUUUGCAUUAUAUGUUCUACUGAUGGCCAGCAGUAAGUCCGUGGAUACAUUCCUAGCCCUUCCCACAGUAGCCUGGCGCAAACAAUACUUAGCCAUUACUGUAAGGUAAGCAGUCUUUACUGUAAGGUAAGCAUUACUCCACAUGUUUGCCUUGGGGUGUUGUGCCUCACGUCGCCAAGUUACUUUUGGUAAAUUUUUUACAGAUUUUUAUACCCUUCAAUUGAACAUUGAAAAAUCCGAUUUUUGCCCACAUACCGCAAAUGUUAAGGCUAGAAAUCAUGGGUAGGUAACCUACGGCCUUGGAGCCAGAUGAGAUCUAUUCGGCCCGCCAAAAAUAAAAAUAAAAAUUGGCCAUCGCUUUGAAAAAUCUUAAUAUUUGUCUGAUAUUUAAUCUUGCUUGUGUAAUUAAAAUACGCCAGCGACAUAUCUUGUAACUUGUUCACAAAAAGUUUUAAGGUAUAUUGACUUUAAUUCGGAUACUAUGUUUUCUAAGCAGCAAAAAUGGCCACGACCCGCUGCCGGAUGGUUUUGUUUUUUAGGUCACUGUCCCACAAGGAAGGUUGCGGGCGUCUGCGAUAGCAUCAUUAUACUGUUUAACAUUCCCAGCAUUACGAUGUAGUUUUAAUAAACGCUAGUAAAGAGUAUGGCUUAUUUUUGGCUUCAGCGUAGAUUUAUUUUCAGCCACCACUUAUCUCGAUAGUAGGGCAUUAAAAUUGACGCCACCGUGUAAAUGUGGUGUGGCACCCUUUCCUUGCCCGCCUCUUUCUUGGCUGAGAAAAAUUUGUUCACAUUGGAAUGCACUCUAUUUAUUCCAAAGAAUGCCAUUUGGUGAAGUAAUUUCUACAGUUGUUGUACUAGAACGUUCUGAUUUUUUUCCUGUUUCGGUUCAAAAAAGCGCAAGUUUAUUUCUUCUUGUUCUUAAAAAUAUAAAAAAAAAACAACGUGCCAAAUCUUGUUUCUGGGACCUGGCCAAUCUUCGUUUUACUAGAAGAAAAAAAAUUAACUAGUAGCUCUGUAGAGGCAAAACUGUAUUACAAAUAAUAUAAAAUAUUAUACACAAACAUUCACUUAUCAUUGCGCCUGUUGCCUUAGACAACCUACAUUUUAUUUCUUUGUCUGGCUUCACCAGUUACAAAAGAAGUAUCCAACAAGCGAUGCAUUUAUUUAUUUAUUAAAAAGCCAAUAUGUUGUAUCGGCAGUGUGACUCCGUCUCUUCAGAUCAUCUCAGCUAAAGAAGACAACACCGUCAGAGUACUGCUGCAAUUUCUCGGAGUCAGUACGAGCAUCCUAUACGAAGGCCGGCGUUAUGGGAAUAACGACACUCUUCAGUUCAAAUUACAAGUGUGAGGACAUGGCUUUGCUGGAAGAAUGACAUUGUUUGGUGUUUUAUUUGAAUGAAGAAUGGCAUUGUUUGGUGUUUUAUUUGAAUGAAGAAUGGCAUUGUUUGGUGUUUUAUUUGAAUGAAGAAUGACAUUGUUUGGUGUUUUAUUUGAAUGAAGAAUGGCAUUGUUUGGUGUUUUAUUUGAAUGAAGAAUGGCAUUGUUUGGUGUUUUAUUUGAAUGAAGAAUGACAUUGUUUGGUGUUUUAUUUGAAUGAAGAAUGGCAUUGUUUGGUGUUUUAUUUGAAUGAAGAAUGACAUUGUUUGGUGUUUUAUUUGAAUGAAGAAUGACAUUGUUUGGUGUUUUAUUUGAAUGAAGAAUGACAUUGUUUGGUGUUUUAUUUGAAUGAAGAAUGACAUUGUUUGGUGUUUUAUUUGAAUGAAGAAUGACAUUGUUUGGUGUUUUAUUUGAAUGAAGAAUGACAUUGUUUGGUGUUUUAUUUGAAUGAAGAAUGACAUUGUUUGGUGUUUUAUUUGAAUGAGAAAGACAUUGUUUGGUGUUUUAUUUGAAUGAAGAAUGACAUUGUUUGGUGUUUUAUUUGAAUGAAGAAUGACAUUGUUUGGUGUUUUAUUUGAAUGAAGAAUGGUAUUGUUUGGUGUUUUAUUUGAAUGAAGAAUGACAUUGUUUGGUGUUUUAUUUGAAUGAAGAAUGACAUUGUUUGGUGUUUUAUUUGAAUGAAGAAUGGCAUUGUUUGGUGUUUUAUUUGAAUGAAGAAUGGCAUUGUUUGGUGUUUUAUUUGAAUGAAGAAUGGCAUUGUUUGGUGUUUUAUUUGAAUGAAGAAUGGCAUUGUUUGGUGUUUUAUUUGAAUGAAGAAUGGCAUUGUUUGGUGUUUUAUUUGAAUGAAGAAUGGCAUUGUUUGGUGUUUUAUUUGAAUGAAGAAUGGCAUUGUUUGGUGUUUUAUUUGAAUGAAGAAUGGCAUUGUUUGGUGUUUUAUUUGAAUGAAGAAUGGCAUUGUUUGGUGUUUUAUUUGAAUGAAGAAUGGCAUUGUUUGGUGUUUUAUUUGAAUGAAGAAUGGCAUUGUUUGGUGUUUUAUUUGAAUGAAGAAUGGCAUUGUUUGGUGUUUUAUUUGAAUGAAGAAUGGCAUUGUUUGGUGUUUUAUUUGAAUGAAGAAUGACAUUGUUUGGUGUUUUAUUUGAAUGAAGAAUGACAUUGUUUGGUGUUUUAUUUGAAUGAAGAAUGACAUUGUUUGGUGUUUUAUUUGAAUGAAGAAUGGCAUUGUUUGGUGUUUUAUUUGAAUGAAGAAUGGCAUUGUUUGGUGUUUUAUUUGAAUGAAGAAUGGCAUUGUUUGGUGUUUAAUUUGAAUGAAGAAUGGCAUUGUUUGGUGUUUUAUUUGAAUGAAGAAUGACAUUGUUUGGUGUUUUAUUUGAAUGAAAUAAGCGAAAUGUAAAUAUGCAUAUUUUGUAACAGAAGCUUGUUGAGAGUUUAAAAAUGUUUACUGUGGAGGAUGUCGGGAGCCUUUACUAUUUAAAAUGCCCCAAAAAAUGUAUCUAAGGAGCGAGCUAAUGAGACCAUGCAACACUGGAUUGUUAAAAGAAAUGAUAGUGAUUUUUUAAAAUUAUUUUACGAAAAUCGAAUUUAAUUUAAAUCUGAUAAAAUUUGUAUGCCUUUAUACAUAUUUCCUAAAUAUCAUCAGAAGCUGUGAAAUACUGUAAAGCUGUUUUUUAAAAUACAGAAACGUUAAAAACGUAAUUUAUUUAAUUGUUAAAUAUUGAUAAUUCAUAACGGCAGGUUAUAAUGUAUAGCAAACUGACUUCCAUUAUCCAUCCAUUGACACCGGGUCGAAUCUUCAAGUAUUUAAUAAUUUUCCAAAGUACGAAUAUAAAUCAACAAGAGGGCCCACAGGAAUAUUUUUUAAACAAAAUAAAAAUAAUUAAAAAUUGCGAAAAGUACUUAAAAAAUGUAAUGUAUUGAUUUGCUAGUCUGGUUAGAUUUUUCUGGUCAAAGACAAUGGUUUACAUUUUCCGGAUGGUUAGACUGAACCAGUUUAUGAGCUAUUCUAUUUCUAUUUUUAGUUCUAAGUCCAAUAAUAGCCUGCUAUGUCCCAGCUCUAUCAAUUCUAUACCAAAUUUAGUUGUAUGUGCAGAGCAAAGAUUUGUUGUGUUUUCUCUUUUGUUUUUUUUUUCAGAGGAGAAGCAUUUGCUGUAUCAAAAUGUCGCAAUCAUCAAUACGUAUCCCUUUCAGGUAAGGUUUGAGGUUUUCCAACUUUAAAACAAAUAUCAAUCGCUGUAUUUGAAAAUGAUUGUCUGAAUGUUAUGACUUUUAUACAUGAUUUAUUUAUUGCAACAACUUGACGGACUACUUUUAUUUCAGUUAUAUUUUCUAUAUUCGCUUAUGACAAUGUUUUUCAAUAUUAUUUCGCAUACUCGAGAUCAAACGGAUAAUAAAUAAAACUGUCAAAGGUAUGAGAAUCACUGUUGUCAGUAAGAACGCUGGUUGGGUGCGUGAGUUGCGUCAUGAGUAUUACUCUGUCUGGAUGAUCAAUGGAUGACAUGAAUAGAAGAAUACACAAGUGUGUGUAUAUAAGUAGUGAGAUAGAGAGAGUGGAUUAGAGAGAGUUGAUUAAGGAGAUAAUCAAUGAGAUACUACUGUAACCAGGUGACUCUGGCAAAUACACGGAAAAAGCAGAACCCUAGGCAUUCAUAAAGUCUUUUUGUUCCAGUUUAAGGUCACUAAAGAGUAGAAAAUAAUUUUCUUAAAAAGUGUUAAAAUUCAUUACGCAAAGAAAGACUGUGUAGAAAAUAUUUUUCAAAAUUUUGAAAAAAAACAACAUAUUAAAGGUUCUUCUAGCUUUACUUAAUUGGAAUCCCUUAGCUUCACUAAGUGCCUUACUACUCGCUUGCACAUUUUUAAUUUUUUUUUUUGCAUAAUGAAUUUUAAGAAAUGUUAAAGAAAAUUAUUAUCUUUUACUUUUCAUUGCACUUAAACUCGUCUUUGAAAAAAAGUAAUGUUUUUUAAAAAUAAAAGAUACUUAUUUUAUUUAAAUUAAUAUCGCGUAUAUAGUUUGGGGCGGAGGCAGUUUUAAGCUUAACAAGAUUUAUUUGGGAUAAUAGAAAAUGAUCGAAUCCUUUACAUCUCUUUUCGAAACCUCUGCCAGGCAGCUUAAUCACUGGCUCAAAGGAGAUCGGUGUCAUCAGUGGCAACUGCAAGGCACAACUCACGACACACGUGUGCAACAACAAGCAUGAAAUUGCUCAUCCAAAAUCCAAGGACAUCGUAGCAGGUCAGACGGUGACAACGAUUUAAGAAAAACUCAUUUCAAUUUGUUUAAGACUUCAGCGCCUUUACAGGCUGUCUAGUAGGUCCUCUGGUGCCAACGAUUUAAGUAGAACUUAUUUAAUUUGUUUAAGACUUCAGCGUCCUUACAGGAUAUCUACUAGGUCCCCUGGUGCCAACGAUUUAAGUAGAACUUAUUUCAAUUUGUGUAAGACUUUGAUGUCGUUAGACGCCAUCUAGUGGACAAAUACUCAUUGGCAUCGCACGAACUAGACAGUUUGCAUUGUGUAUGUUUUUAAAACAAGAAUUUUAAUCUUUACUUCAGGGACUUUGAAAGCUAAGUCCCGUUUUCUGACCCUUUCAUUUUGUCUUGUUUUGAUCGCAUACGAAGACGUUAAGCCGAAACGAUGGUUUCAUUUUUUAUAAUAUUUUAUGUUUAUUUAUAUCUUGGGACCAACUGAUGUCCUAUAUCGUCCUGGUCUUUCACUGCCAGCCACAACACAUCGUGUUUGCCUAUUUCCUAAUGUGUUUGCUCAUCCUCAGUUCACUCACGCCAUUCUCAGUUCACUCAUGCCAUUCUCAGUCCAUUCACCCAUUCUUAGUUCACUCAUGCCAUUCUCAGUUCAUUCAAGUCAUUCACAGUUCACUCAUGCCAUUCUUAGUUCACGCAAGCCAUUCUCAGUUCACUCACGCCAUUCUCAGUUCACUCAUGCCAUUCUCAGUUCACUCAUGCCAUUCUUAGUUCACUCAUGCCAUUCUCAGUUCACUCACGCCAUUCUCAGUUCACUCAUGCCAUUCUCAGUUAACUCAUGCCAUUCUCAGUUCACUCACGCCAUUCUCAGUUCACUCAAGCCAUUCUCAGUUCACUCACGCCUGUGAUUGAUUCCAACAGAGAUGAUGCCGUCCUCGAAGACAUCCGGCUUUACUUUCAUUCUGAUCGACAUGCCCAAGAGAUGGGUCAACGGGUCAUACUAUAUUGUAGGAGCUAGUGGCACAGAGCUGACCGUCACGCACGCCGAUAAAGUUAAACAGAUAUUCAUAGAUGAUAAGAGGAUCAUCUACUUGGUAAGUAACUGUUGAUGGGUGAUCACUUUAGUUACUCAUGUGUGAUUCAUAAUAGAACAUUUCAGCAGCUCCUUCUUUGUUUUUGUUGCGGCUCUAUUCCACUAUGAUAUUUAUGAUAGGGCUGAGUUGUUUGCCCUUGUAUUCAGUGUUUUGUUAGCGUCAAAUGGCAGUUACAUUUAGGAUCAGGACUAACAGGCAUAAACUUUGAGGAGGCGGGCUUACAGGGAUGAACUGUGAGGAAACUGGCUUACAGAGAGCUGCAAUGAGGAUUCGGGCUUAUGGGCAUGAGAUUUGAGGAUACUGGCUUGCAUGAAGUUUCAAGAAGGAUCCUAGCUUACAGACAGUCUCAAGUUUAUAUUACGCACUGAUUGCAUAAACGCAACGACUGGAAACCAUUUGAAACCAACUCUUAGAUCUAUUUGAAUGUGUUAAUUGCUUGAGAUGGUCUUUGCAAGCCAAUGCAAGUUGGUCGACAAGUGCAUCUUUUUUUGUGCGAUUUGUUUAUUAACCAGGGGCCACCACUGGUCAGCCCUAAUGCUUUCUUUCCCAUGUCUGUGAUAAUUCGACGCUUGCUUUACCCGCUCUUCUUCAUAGUUUUUGGUUGAUGUCUACAGCAACAGUCUCAUCUGUGCAGCCAGUCUCAUCUCUGAAGCCACAGUGUCAUCUCUGCAACCACAGUCUCAUCUCUGUAGCAACAGUCUGAUCUCUAUCUCUGCAGCCACAGUCUCAUAUCUGCAUCCACAGUUUCUUCUCUACAGCCACAGUCUCAUCUCUGCAUCCGCAGUCUCAAAAAGUCCCUUAAAACUCAUCUGUUUAGGUCGCCUAGGACCUGUGAUGCACCCUCCUUGCCCUGCCUCAUUAUCUGUCUGGGGUUGAUCCUGUAGUAUAGGCCAAAACGUGCCAAAGUGAACUCGUUUUAUAGCCAUUUUAAUUGUUUCUAUAGCAUAGUAGUUACUAUCCUAGUGUCUCUGGUUUUUCAUUUUUAUUUUACUUAGUUUACAUGUUUUAAAUAAUUGUUAAGCACUUGGAGAUUUAAGGUAAGCGCAAUAUAAAAAUGCCUAAAUAAAAAAAUAAAUAUCUGCAGCCGCAGCCUCAUCUCUGCAGCCACAGUCUAAUCACUUCAGCCACAACCUCAUCUCUGCAACAACAGUCUAAUCACUUCAGCCACAGCCUCAUCUCUGCAGCCACAGUCUAAUCACUUCAGUCACAGCCUCAUAUCUGCAACCACAGUCUAAUCACUUCAGCCACAGUCUCAUCUCUGCAGCCACAGUCUAAUCACUUCAGUUACAGCCUCAUCUCUGCAACCACAGUCUAAUCACUUCAGCCACAGCCUCAUCUCUGCAACCACAGUCUAAUCACUUCAGCCAUAGCCUCAUCUCUGCAACCACAGUCUAAUCACUUCAGCCACAGCCUCAUCUCUUCAACAACAGUCUAAUCACUUCAGCCACAGCCUCAUCUCUGCAGCCACAGUCUAAUCACUUCAGCCACAGCCUCAUAUCUGCAACCACAAUCUAAUCACUUCAGCCACAACCUCAUCUCUGCAACCACAGUCUAAUCACAUCAGCCACAGCCUCAUCUAUGCAACCACAGCCUCAUCUCUGCAGCCACAGUCUAAUCACUUUAGCCACAGCCUCAUCUCUGCAACCACAGUCUAAUCACUUCAGCCCAGCCUCAUGACUGCAACCACAGCCUCAUCUCUGCAGCCACAGUCUAAUCACUUCAGCCACAGCCUCAACUCUGCCGUCUUCAAUUUGAUAAUAUCAGUAAAAUAAACAUCCUCAUUUGGAGCUGUUUUAUUCUACAUAAUUCCCAUCUCUGUCUGGUGCCGCCAUUGCAAUACUUUUUAAAGAGUCGGAAAGGAUUGUGGGUUUAUGUAGGAAUGUAUGUUGCCUUGAACAUAUUCAAAGCCAAUGUGUUGUUUAAAAGAAAGUGCACGAAACGCGAUACCAAAUAAAACAUUCGAUCCGGUGUCUAGUUGUUUUUAAUCAGAUGGUUUCAAUGUAUUUUUUUACGCACUCAAUUAUUAGUCUUAUAAGAUGAUCAGUUAUAAAUGUUCAUAUAUUCAAUGUUCAUUAAUUCCAUGUUCCUCUAUUUAGGACACCCCGACAUGUUGCUCACAUGUUAAGAGUAAUCAACCUGUCCAGGUCGCCUUCGUUGCGAGACCUGCUUGCGUGAGAAUGGGGCACGACUACCAGGUCGUGGUUGAAGAGCCUCAGGGAGACGGAAGCCUGGCCAUGCUCGUACCCAAUGAACUCUUUUACGUGAUUUACGCCUGGAGGUGAGAACAGCCAGACUUAAGAUGGAUAUGUCUUAUUUCCUUGACUUUAAACGAAAAGCCAAUUUUAAGAAGCACAAUUGAAGGUCACACAAAAAGAAGAAUGGAUAAAGCUACGCAUCAAGAAAUAGUAGCAGAAACUCAGAAACUAGAUAGCAAAGCGUACCGUAAAAUACAACGAAAUGCUAAUUGAAUUGUUAACAAAUGUAGGAAAUAAUACAUGAUACUUAACGUUGUAUUAUUUGAAUUUUUAACAGUCGUUUAUAUGGAUCGAUAAUAGAAUAUGUAAAUGUCGAUAAAUAGACACCAUUGACACACUCAAUAAAUUUGGUGUCCUUCUAUGUGUUUUUUGGCGCUAUUCUUUAAUGACGUACGGCUCCGAAAAUAUUUUCUUAGCGGAUUUAGAACUCAUAUAAUUUUUAAAAAAACUUGUAACCAACGCUAAAAAGCUUGAAGAUCCCUGACCCAGACAGAAUUAAUACAAAAAAAAAAUACAAUACUUUGUCAUGAACGGCUAGGUCGAAGUAAUUUUAAAGUUUAAGAUUCCUGUAAAGGUACCUGGAACGUUAUAUCGUUGAAAGAAACGGGCAAGGUGAAGGAAUUAGUUCAUGAAAUUACCAGAUACAGAUGGGACAUCCUAGAUCUGUGUGCAAUGAGAUGAAAAAAACUUUGGAGAAAUAUCGAUCCAGGAGGGCCACUUACUGUAUUUUAGUGGACGGGAGGACACACACGAACGAAGAGUUGGCUUCCUCGUCCACAAAACAUUAAGAACAGUAUUAUGAGCUGUCGACCGGUUUCGAGCCGGCUCAUCACUCUUGUCUAAGGCCAACAAAAUUCAACAUCACCAUCGUGCAGGCGUAUGCACCAACUAGAGAUUAUAAUGACGAAGAGAUGGACGACUUCUACCAUCAGCUCCAGGGUGUGCCAAACCAAACACCCGAGAAGGACGUUCUUAUUGUUCAAGGUGAUUGGAAUGCCAAAGUAGGAGAAGAUGCCUAUAAAAACUGGAAAGGAACGUGCGGACGCCACUGUAACUCAACUUCAAAUGAGAGAGGACUGAGGCUCUUAAAAUUCGCCAGCUUCAACGAACUCAUACUGGCCAACACAUUGGAUGAACAUAAAAUGUCCAGGAAAACUACAUGGCACAGCCCCAAUGGGAAACACUGAAGCCAGAUUGACUACAUCAUGUUGCAAACCCGCUUCCGGUCUAGUAUAAACAUUGCCAAGACUUGCAGCUUCCCUGGAACUGACAUCGGGAGCGACCACGAUCUAGUCAUGAUGACCUUUAGACUGCACUUAAAGAGGGUAAACAAAAAAGAGAAUACCGGGAUCAAAUUCGACCUUGAAAAGCUGAAGGAUCCCAAAGUAGCAGAUGCCUUCCACGCAAUAAUUGGAGGAAAAUUUGCAGCGCUUAACAUCAUAGAUGCCGAUUGUUCAGACAUGGACACAUUAAUUGAUUACUUCAACGCAGCUGUGACGGACACAGCUCACGACAUCCUCGGUAAACAUCGACCAACCCGAAAACCAUGGGUGACAGCUUACAUACUUGAUGUGUGUGAUAAACGGAGUCAGUUAAAGAAAACAAAAAUGGUAGGUACAGAGGGGGCAUUAAAUAUAGGACAGUUAACCAAGCCAUCAAAAAAGGUAUGAAAAGGGCAAAGAAGAACUGGAUUGAAGAGCAAUGCUACAAAAUUGAAAACUGCUUGAACAAAAACAAUAGCAAUAAAGCUUACCAGUUGUUGAAAGAUAUAACCACUGCAACACAAGGCCAUAGCACUACCAUACAGGAUAAAAAUGGUAAAUGUUUGACCGAAGAAAAUGAUAUCAUAAAACGAUGGAAUGAAUACUGCUCAGAGCUUUUAAUUGAAAAUGUAAAGAUAGAACCAGAGAUCCUUUAAGUUCCUUCCAGCAACAGACAAUGAUAACUACCCUAUUCUCCACGCAGAAGUAGAAGCAGCAGUCCAGGCACUCCAAACAGGAAAGGCCGCAGGAGUGGAUAAUAUCCCUGUAGAGUUGGUGAAACCAGGAGGAGAAGCAAUGAUAAGUGCCCUAUUUGUAACAAAAUCUGGCUUACAGGAGAAUGGCCAAAACCAUGGACCCAGUCGCACAUCGUCACCCUCCCCAAAAUGGUAACCUAUAGCUAUGCCAAAACUAUCGAACAAUUAGCCUAAUAAGACAUCCAUGCAAGGUCAUGAUGAAGGUCAUAUUGAACCGACUAAGACCACAUACCGAUAGAAUUGAAAAUGAAGAACAGGCGGGCUUCAGACAAGGACGGGGCACUACUGAGCAGAUUCUAAACCUCCGAAUACUAUGUGAGAAAUAUGCUCAACACCAACAAAUCCUAUAACUUGUCUUUUUGGACUUCAAGAAAGCAUUUGACAGGGUUUGGCAUGCUGCUUUAUGGGCCACCACGAGGCACUAUAACAUCAACACUAAAAUAACCAGAAUGAUAUGCAACCUCUAUGAUAAGGCCACAAGUGCAGUCUUCCUCAACAACAACAUCGGAGAGUGGUUCAAGACCACGGUUGGAGUACGACAAGGCCGCCUGCUCUCCCCCACCCUGUUCAACAUCUUCCUAGAGAGAAUUAUGUCAGAUGUUUUGGAAGCGCAUGAAGGAACAGUCAGCAUUGGUGGCAGAACAAUCACCAACCUACGCUUUGCAGACGAUAUAGACGGACUGGCUGGGAACGAAGAAGAGCUAGCCAAUCUGGUAAAGCGUCUCGAUAAGAUCUCGUCGUCCUACGGCAUGUUAAUCAGUGCCGAAAAGACAAAACUUAUGACAAAUAACACCACAGGCAUCACCACUGAAAUUAAGGUCGGGGAGGAAAGACUAGAGACUGUCGCCCGCUUCAAAUACCUAGAAGCAAUAGUCUCAGAAGAAGGCUCCAAGCCCGAACUGAUGUCCAGGAUUGCGCAGACCACAACAGCACAAGAGGCUCAAGAAAAUAUGGAAUGACAAAAAUAUAGCCCCAAGCAUCAAAAUCAGGCUGAUACGCUCAUUAGUCAUCUCCAUUUUCCUGUAUGCCUGCGAGUCCUGGACAUUAACAGCCGAUCUUGAAAGGAAAAUAAAGACGAUAGAGAUGAGAUGCUUCAGAAGCAUUUGGGGCAUCUGCUAUAGGGUACAUAUCUCCAAUGAUACAGUAAAAGAAAGGGUUCGUCAGGCAAUUUGAGAGUACGAUGACCUACUGAUGACUGUGAAAAAAACGCAAACUACAAUGGUACGGCCACGUAACAAGGAAACAAGGGCUUGUCAAAAAAAAUAUUGCAAGGCACCACAAGAUGAGGGAGACGAAGAGGAAGACAAAGAAAAAGAUGGGAGGAUAACAUCAAAGCGUGGACAGGACUAACACUGGGCGAUGCUGAGCUUAGUGCUGAGCGUAGUGCAGAAGACAGAGACGAAUGGAGGAGGAUGGUCCACAUGUCAUCUUUGACGCCCCAAAGGUCCAAGGACUAAGGGAUAUGAUGAUGAUGAUGAAAGUAUAACUAAAGAACACUAGUGUUUAUACUUCCUCAAAUUUCGUUUGACUCUAACACCCAUAUUUUCGACGUGACCUCGACAGAACAUAUCAGAGACCCUAAUGAAUAUACAUACUUUUGACUUGUUCAGGACGCCAGAUACACUCGACCUCUACGGGAGUUUUGCCGCUCUUGUCGUCAAGUCUGAACAAAUCCCUGACCUUCGCUUGAAUGACCGGAAACUCUAUAAAGGGUAAAAGUAACAAAAUUUUAAAAGUGUCAUAAAUUUAUGUAAUCACUUGGCUUGACAGAAAAAUCAUAAAUCACUAAAUAGUAAACAGUUGGGUUUAUCUUUCGUCUUUUUCCGGCAACAACCGUGAUCUAUUAAAAAAAUCCAUAAUGAAAAAGAAUAAAAAGAGUGAAGCUAAAAAAAUAUUUUAAAGAUGACCAUUUGAACACACAGCAAAGCAUUAAGUAAGAAAAAAUGUGAAUAAAAAUUGUAUGAAUAAACAAAACUAGCGUAUUUUCCCAAAAAGUGCACAUCCAUAAUUUGCUCAUUUCCGGAUUUCCUCGAAAGGACAAGCGCUUAGAUCUGUUUCUAAACUUUACACUAAACGCUCAAUGUAUCUUUUUUUAAAUCCUUUAUAUUAACUUCGCUUUUUUGAAUUUAGGGGUAAAAUCUUCUGAAAGCUAAAUGACCCACAUCUCGUCAACCAAUCCAGCUAAAACUUAGCACAUAGACUCGUUGACGAUGACGAGCAGGUUUUGUCAAAAACCCCAAAAAUAUAUUUUACCUUUUUUGAAGGGGAAGAUGAAGAAAAUAUUAAGCCGCUAAUUUAAUGAAAUGAAAUUCUUGAUACCUGCGGUAGAUGAGGUGCUUGAAAAAAUAUCCCAAGAGCGUUUAGUGCGUAAUAUUUUUUUUUUUUCUCUGAAAUAGUUGGUGAAAUAAAUCUGCGGUGUAAAAGUGGGUUGGUCAUUUGAAUAUUAGAAUAAAAUAAAAUAACUAAAAGUGCAUAAAAAGGAUUUAUAAUUUCUGUUUUUGCUUUUAGGGGUGGUUUAACUAGAUUCGUAUAGAAAAUAUCACUUUUAAACAUAUGAUUAUGAAUUAAGAGUGUCGAACUGAAAUAUAAUGCUGAUUUAAAAAUAAUUCAAACCGUGAAAAAAAAAAAACACCAAAAAUCCUUUUCAGUGAAGCAAUAAUCAUUUUAACAUUUAAAGAAAUACAAUUUUGCAUUAGUUUUAACUUUUCAUUUAAUGCUGACGUACGUCAAUUAUUUUUAACAGCAUAUUUGAUUGGAAGCAGGUGGCCGGAG